AUGAAGGCGCACCCUGCUAUUAUGUUUCUACCUUCCUAUAUACCACCAACCGGAUAUGGAUCAGUUGGCUCACUUUAUAAUCGUUCUCCACAGGGCAAAGUCGCAGAACUAAGAUUGGAAUUGAAUAGUGGUGGAAAGAAAGACAAGAAUCAUGCCGCGAAGAAGAUCGCCUUGAAGAAGAUUGUAGCCAAUAUGACUAUGAGCAACAAUGAUAUGGUCGCUCUGUUUCCAGAUAUUGUUGGGUGUAUGCAAAUACCCAGCUUGGAGAUCAAGAAGAUGUGCUUCCUGUUUCUGGUCAAUUAUGCUCGUAUGAAACCAGAUGUCGCUAUCAAGGCUUUACCUACUUUGCAAGAGGAUAUUAAUGACUCUAAUCCUCUUGUCAGAGCUCUUGCAUUGCGCACAAUGUCAUACAUUCAUGUUCGAGAUUUUGUCGAAGCUACAGUACCACCUACAAAGCAACUCCUUCGAGACGCAGACCCGUAUGUUCGCAAGACGGCAGCUUUCUGUGUCGCAAAACUAUACGAUCACGAUAGGCAUUUGGUUGAAGGCUCAGAUCUAAUCGACAGAUUGAAUUCGAUGUUGAGGGAUGAUAACCCAACGGUUGUGGCUAGUGCAUUGGCCAGCUUGAUGGAUAUCUGGGAGAGGAGUGAUGCUAUUAAGUUAACUAUUGACUACGGUAAUGCCUCUAAGAUGGUUCAAAUUCUCCCAGACUGUUCCGAGUGGGGCCAAACAUAUAUCUUGGAAGCGUUGAUGUCGUAUGUUCCACAAGAGUCCUCCGAGGCUUUAUUGCUAGCGGAGCGCAUUUCUCCUCGUUUAUCGCAUUCAAAUUCUGCCGUCGUUCUUACAUGCAUAAGAGUAGUUUUGUACCUCAUGAACUACAUUAAUGAUCAAAAGCAAAUAUCGGCAUUAUGCCGGAAGCUUUCGCCCCCUUUAGUCACUCUAUUGGCGAAGGGUCCAGAGGUUCAAUAUCUCGCAUUACGGAAUGCCCUGUUAAUAUUACAAAGAAGACCUGAAGUUCUACGCAACGAUAUUCGAGUAUUCUUCUGCAAAUAUAAUGACCCAAUUUAUGUCAAAGUUACCAAGCUGGAGUUGAUCUUCAUGUUGGCGAACGAAAAGAAUAUCCAAGAGGUGCUUACCGAAUUGAGAGAAUACGCCACAGAGAUUGAUGUUCACUUCGUCCGCAAAUCAGUCCGAGCAAUCGGAAAGCUUGCUAUCAAAAUCGAGCCUGCGGCUAGACAGUGUAUUAAUACAUUGCUGGAGCUGGUGGCCACAAAGGUCACAUACAUUGUACAAGAAGCAACAGUGGUAAUUCGAAACAUUUUCAGAAAGUACCCUAAUCAGUACGAGUCCAUAAUUGGUACAUUGUGCGAGAAUUUGGAUUCGCUAGACGAACCCGAAGCUAAGGCUGCCAUGAUUUGGGUUAUUGGACAAUAUGCCUCUCGGAUAGAAAACUCUGAUGUAUUACUUGAAGAUUUUCUCUAUUCAUUCGCGGAUGAGCCAGUGGAAGUUCAACUUGCUCUUCUCACGGCGACCGUUAAAUUGUUCAUUCAAAGGCCAACAAAAGGGCAAGAACUUGUUCCUAAAGUGUUGAAAUGGGCCACAGAAGACACAGAUAACCCAGAUUUACGGGACAGAGGCUACAUGUACUGGCGUCUGCUAUCUUCAGAUAUGGCCACAGCCAAAGCUAUUGUUAUGGGUGAGAAGCCUCCGAUCACAGCUGAAUCGGAGAAACUCGACCCUGCCACUCUUGAGGAAAUGUGCCUUAACGUUGGAACUCUUGCUACUGUUUACCUUAAACCUGUCCAGCAGGUAUUUCGUUCCGCUCGCCCACGUCGCCUCACAGACUCGCCAGCUCUACAAAAGCAGCAUCUUCCAAAUGGGGAUUUGGAUGCUCAGAAAUCACUUUCUGCAUUUGGAAACUCUCAACCUAUGAUGAAACCCGGUGGACAAGGUGACCUUGCUGCAGCAGUCGAUGCAGCAGAUGCAUUCUUUGCCGGUGUUGGCCAGCAAAUGGCAAGCAUGAACUUGAAUGGACAGGAUGAAGGAUUUGGCGGUAGUCCUACCGUUGGUAGAGGCGAGAUGCAAUAUGUGGUUAAUCAGAACGCACCCGAGCAAGUUUAUCAACCUGCAGUAGGACAGGGUUCCAACGGUGAUUUGCUUAUGUUUAAUUGA
Messenger RNA from Botrytis fragariae, 2172 nucleotides. Its product is annotated as putative ap-2 complex subunit beta protein. The coding region runs from base 1 to 2172 and encodes 723 amino acids. Gene Ontology annotation, cellular component: membrane coat. The transcript is spliced from 4 exons. The record is from RefSeq and is a predicted model, not a curated record. Lineage: Eukaryota; Fungi; Ascomycota; Leotiomycetes; Helotiales; Sclerotiniaceae. Gene Ontology annotation, molecular function: clathrin binding. Gene Ontology annotation, biological process: intracellular protein transport; vesicle-mediated transport.